Molecule: messenger RNA, 747 nt
Organism: Trichoderma virens Gv29-8
Lineage: Eukaryota; Fungi; Ascomycota; Sordariomycetes; Hypocreales; Hypocreaceae
Exons: 1
Coding region: 1-747 (248 amino acids)
Source: RefSeq, a predicted model, not a curated record
AUGAGUUCUAUUGUCUCGGCGGCUGCCAGUCUUCCGUUGGCAAUUCCAACGACAAGCCUCGGUAUCGUUGUGGCUCGCUAUAAAGAAGAUUUGGAGCCAUGGCUUUCAGCAGCUAAUUAUUCCUAUAUCUAUGAUAAAGGCGGAAUCCCACAAUCUAACGACACCGUCAACCACGACGCUUUCCGCUCCUAUGUUGAGCUACCCAAUAUCGGCCGAGAGGGACACACGCAUUUAUACCAUAUUGUGAACAAUUGGAAUACGUUAGAGGAUUACAUGAUUUUCUCUCAAGCAGAUCCCUAUGAUCUUAUUGGCACGGUCGUCAACUCGACCAAUCAAAUGAUUGAUGUGGCUCUCCAAGUCAAACCCAACGAAGUUAAUCCUUUCGAUCCAACUCUGUUUCAUGAUGUCGAUGACUGGGCGAAGAUCAACUGGACAGAUCCAAAAGAAAGCAUCUGGAUUACAGCAAGUCAGUUAAGUUCUCUGGUGUUUGCUCCGUACACUCCUGAAGAACUCUGGAAUUAUGUCCUACGAGAGGAUCACCCACCAGCCAUUCGAGCUGCACACGGUGGAACAUUUGCUGUUCGGCGAGAGACAAUUUAUAGCCAGCCGCUAGAAGCAUAUGAAAGAGCUUUACAAAGAUUUACUGAAGCCAAUACUACGAAUCCCGAAGUAGGAUUCAUGUGGGAACGUUUCUGGACUGCAACUUUCUCAAACCAAUAUUGGCUCCAAGCAGUGGAGAAUCCUUAG